AUUCCACGUCAGACACGGUUUGGGCUGUCUUUUUUUGAUCCAUAAAUUGUACAGAAUCGGGCUUCUUUUGUUAAUCCGUAAUUUUUUUCAUUAUUGGACUGGUCUGUUAACGAGCUUCGUAUUAUGUUAUUAGUUUUGAGAAACCUGAGUCUUAGAAUGGACUUUGGUUAAAGAAAAUCAUUUAUAUGGCCCAGUAGAUCUCUUCUGUUUCGAAACGUUCUCUUCAAUGGAGUUAACUAAUCCAAACACAAAGCGACUGUUUGUGUUUCCAUGAAUCAGUUUCUCUUACUCUACCUCCACGUCUCCAUCUUUACUCUGUUAAUCAAUAAUGGAUCACGUUCAUAACACCUCCUGCAUUCCACUUUAUAUAUACUCUAUCUAAACAGAUGAACCCUUUUUCUCUGAUUAAGGAUGGGCGGCUUUCAGGAACAUAUUGGCUGAGAUCCUUGAAGCAUCAGGGCUUAUGGUGCCGAAUCAGGUUGGGAUACUCUCUACUGGUGUUAACUAAUAAGCUCUCUGUUUCUCUCGGGUCUUAUUCUCACUUCCUCUUGAAAACAGAAGCCUUCUGAUGCAGAGGAACAUCUGGUUGGAGUUUCAGAUGAUGUGGGCGUUGGAUUUAUACAUGACCAUGGUAACCAACCCUCCUCUUCUACUUUUGAUCGAGCAACUGACUCGACAGGCCAGGAUGAAACCGGUGUUUCUAAGGUAAUCAGAUCUGACCAGAAACGGUUCUUCUUUGAUCUUGGGAAUAAUAACAGGGGCCAUUUCCUGAGGAUAUCUGAGGUAAAUCGUAGAAACAGUUCUUCUUUGAUGUUAUUUAAACUCUCUUGAGAGCGUAAGCAACUCUCAAUACAUGAAAAUAUAUAGGUGGAAGGUGCUGACAGGUCCUCAAUGAGCUUGAAUUGGUGAGCAAGACGUUGCAAGUGGAGCAAAAGCUAUUCUACUUAGAUCUCAAGGAGAAUCCUCGCGGGAAGUACCUGAAGAUAUCGGAGAAGACGUCAGGUUCGAGGUCAACUAUCAUCGUUCCUUCCUCCGGCAUCUCCUGGUUCCUCGAUCUCUUCAAUUACUAUGUCCGACGAGCACGAGAGCAAAGAGUUGCAGCUUGAUUCCAAGGUUCCUUAUUAACUCUGUCUCUGUCAUCUCUCUUUCACUCUCUUAUUCUACUGGCGUUGACUUUUUUGAGUUCUUUGUGAUUUAGGUGUUUUACUUUGACAUCGAUGAGAUCUGAUACCACUAUCCAUCGUCGGCAAACACCUCGAAAUAUCCGCCCGUGACUACCGCUCUUCGAACCAAUCCUAUGGUUUCAGCGGCUUUAACAUCAUGGCGACGCAAAUCAGCAAGAAGAGGAAGGUGAGUUUCAUUGUGUCCUUUUCUGUCCUCAUUGAUCUCCUUCGCGGAAUCGUAGUUUGAAUUGUAUCUGUGUUGAGUUUCUGUAGUUUGUAGCCGACGGUGUGUUCUUUGCUGAGUUGAGUGGGGUGGUCUUGCCGUUGGCAAGUAUAGUUUUUAAUGCUUACUGCAAAAUAUUAUUCAUCAACUGAUACUUGAUUUUGCUCACAUCCCAAAAGAGAGAGUGUGCUUAGUUUAGUUAUCAAGCCAUUUCCUUCAUAGGGACAGUGGCAGUUUCUCUAAAGUUGUUGUGUAGUUUUCAUUUCUCUUGCUGAUUUUGGAAUGAUAUUGUAUUGUAUAGGGCUUGCUAUGGUGUCUUGAGAUUCGUCAUGGAGAGUAGAGCUAAGGUGAGGUGUGUACACAUCCCUUUUCUCUAUUUUUUUUUUAAUUUCUUCUCCAUUUAUUAAAGCAAACCUUCAGUUUAAGUAGUCAACAACCUUGGGAUUCCUCUAUCUAAGGUUCCGUGUUGAGCUUGCUGUGGAUGACGGCAAAUAUACCGGCUAUGUUUGUUGUCUUUGAUAAGGAGAUGACAAAGCUUACCAACAAAGAAUUUGUUGUCCUUGCGCUUAAAGAGCUACCAAACGGUGGAGAGGAUGAGCUACUUCCCUUGAAGAGCUUACUGGCAAGGAGUGUGUUUCAGAUCCGUGUGACACUUUAUAACUUCACACCCAACCACCAUACCUUCAGUGUCUCGACCAUCACUGAAGAUCUCAUCAUUGACAACCAGGCCGACGUUUGUAAUCUUGCUGGUGAAUCUUUAGUUUUCCCAGCUUUUAUUUAUACAUCACUUUCAGAGGCUGCUGAGAACAUUCUUCCAAGCAGUGAAGGUGCCAGAGGAUUAACUGCAUCAUCUUCGGACGUGGCGGUUGUGGGAAAGAAGGUAUGAAUGGAAUGUAGCGCAGCAAAUCAACAUAUUAGCCCGCAAGUAUUGAAAACACCCGCAAGCGCCACCGUAAUGAUAGGAAUUUAUUAUUCAUAUCAUCCCGUCAACCUCUGUUUCAGUGAGUAGUUUUUUAAAUUGCUAUCAUCUUUGUUUCUCAUUUAAAACUUUUUUUUUGCCCCUGCAAGGUUUAUCUCUUAUGUAGUUUUCUUUGUCUUUUGAAUUAUUAAUGAAGCGUUAUUAAGGGGUUUUCAUAA
This is a messenger RNA of Brassica napus (rape), 2523 nucleotides long. RefSeq lists its product as uncharacterized. The record is from RefSeq and is a predicted model, not a curated record. Lineage: Eukaryota; Viridiplantae; Streptophyta; Magnoliopsida; Brassicales; Brassicaceae. Bases 1868 to 2272 code for a protein of 134 amino acids. The transcript has 2 exons.